Messenger RNA from Phoenix dactylifera (date palm), 1850 nucleotides. RefSeq names its product ADP/ATP translocase 1, mitochondrial-like. NCBI's taxonomy places the organism in Eukaryota, Viridiplantae, Streptophyta, Magnoliopsida, Arecales, Arecaceae. Gene Ontology annotation, cellular component: mitochondrial inner membrane. The record is from RefSeq and is a predicted model, not a curated record. Gene Ontology annotation, molecular function: ATP:ADP antiporter activity. Gene Ontology annotation, biological process: mitochondrial ADP transmembrane transport; mitochondrial ATP transmembrane transport.
GCAGCGAGGAAUGAUGUGGGAGCGCAAGUUGGGUUCUGUCCCCUAGGUCCUCGCUCUCCGUAUAAAAGGCAUCGCGGCUCCCAAUCCCUUCCGUCUCCUCCCCGUCGGGCGAAGAGAGUGACGAGGGAGGCGGCAUCUCUUCUCGGCCCUCUCCAGCCUGUAAACAAGUAACCAUACAAGAUGUUGAAUGAGUAGCUUGUCAUGAUUAUCAACUUUAUGAAGUAUUGAAGAUCAAAGAUAUAAGAAGCAUGUUUGCAGCCAAUCUAGAUAUUCUGUUCUCGGUUCAGCAAAUUAAAUUGAGAACCCUGGAACAAAGAAUCUCUAUAAACAUCAUCCUCAUUUUAAGCAGUAAAGACAAAUAUAAGAAAAGGUCGGCUCUUUGGCAUUCCAAAAUGGCAGACGAACUGCAUCCUCCAUCUAUAGUACAGAAGAUACAUGGGCAAUCGUACUUGUUCUCUAGACUGUCACAGGCCAGGAACACCAGCAUCCACUACUUUCCUGGCAUUUAUGUCAAUGGGGGCCUGAAGAGCCCUUGGCUGAAAUCAUACCACAGCAAUAAUGGAGCCCUUGGUCUCUCGUCUCUCUCACCUCUUUCCCCCAUCUCUGCUUUUGCCCCACAGGAGAAGGGUAUUUCAGGAUUUCUUACAGAUUUUCUCAUGGGAGGAGUUUCUGCUGCUGUCUCCAAAACAGCAGCUGCUCCAAUCGAGCGGGUGAAACUCUUAAUUCAGAACCAGGAUGAGAUGAUUAAAACUGGCCGGCUCUCUGAACCCUACAAGGGAAUUGGAGACUGUUUUGCCCGAACCAUCAAAAAUGAAGGCUUUGUUUCAUUGUGGCGAGGAAAUACUGCAAAUGUUAUCCGUUAUUUUCCUACUCAGGCCCUGAACUUUGCUUUCAAGGAUUAUUUUAAGCGUAUGUUUAACUUUAAGAAAGAUAGAGAUGGGUAUUGGAAAUGGUUUGCCGGUAACUUGUUAUCUGGAGGUGCAGCUGGUGCUUCAUCUCUCCUCUUUGUGUAUUCUCUGGAUUAUGCUAGGACCCGUCUAGCCAAUGAUGCCAAGGCUGCAAAGAAGGGAGGUGAAAGGCAGUUCAAUGGUCUGCUUGAUGUUUACAGGAAAACCCUAAAAUCUGAUGGUGUUGCAGGGCUCUAUCGGGGCUUCAACAUCUCUUGUGUUGGUAUCAUUGUUUAUCGUGGGCUUUACUUUGGAAUGUAUGAUUCUUUAAAACCAGUGGUGCUGGUUGGCGCCUUGCAGGAUAAUUUCUUUGCCAGUUUCUUGCUUGGAUGGGGAAUCACUAUUGGUGCUGGUCUUGCCUCCUACCCUAUCGACACUGUUCGCAGAAGGAUGAUGAUGACAUCUGGGGAGGCUGUCAAGUACCGUAGCUCAUUAGAUGCAUUCUCACAAAUCUUGAAAAAUGAGGGAGCUAAAUCCCUGUUCAAGGGUGCUGGUGCGAAUAUCUUGCGUGCAGUGGCUGGUGCUGGUGUUCUGGCAGGUUAUGACAAGCUGCAGGUCCUGGUCUUUGGAAAGAAGUAUGGGUCUGGUGGUGGUGGCUAAUUCCAUUUCUCGAGUUGCAGAUGUCUAGAGUUCGAUGAUGAAGAACAAGACUACAAGAGUAUUAGGUGUCUGUGCUUCCUUUCUGAUUCUAGUUUAAAGUAAUGUUGACGGAUGAACACCCCUUUAUGGACUCCUGGAGAUGCAUGAAUUAUGGACUGUGUUGCUUGUUCUGCCUCUUCUUUGGUUAAAAGAGGGAAUUAAAAUGUAUUAUUGCGUAAUUAUGUAUAUGAUCUUGUCAAUCUUGUAUGUUGAAUUGUCCAGAACAUGAUUGCGUCAUUUUAAAUUGGAGUGUUUUCUUCUUGA